Telopea speciosissima is the source of this 1204-nucleotide messenger RNA. RefSeq names its product receptor homology region, transmembrane domain- and RING domain-containing protein 1. The record is from RefSeq and is a predicted model, not a curated record. Bases 33 to 899 code for a protein of 288 amino acids. The transcript has 4 exons. Lineage: Eukaryota; Viridiplantae; Streptophyta; Magnoliopsida; Proteales; Proteaceae.
GGUUUUGGGCAUUGGACUUUAGAGAAGAAGAAAUGAAGCACGCGCUUCUACUCGCUCCCCAAACCCUUGUUGGAUGUCUAGUCUUUCUCUGCUAUGGUGUUCGAGUUUCUUCUGGUAUUGUUCAUAUCAGAGGAAAACCAAUUUCCAUUUCCUUCGUCGAUGCUCCGGCUAGAUUUGCUGUUGGUGUCAACAGGUCUGGUAUUUGUGGAGCUUUACAUGUGGCAGAUCCUCUGGAUGCAUGUUCUUCGCUUAGGAAUGGCGUGGAUUCCGAAGCAAACGAUAAGGUACGUUUUGCUCUGAUUGUUAGAGGUAACUGCUCUUUCGAGGAUAAAGUCCGGAACGCUCAAGACGGCGGCUUUCGUGCUGCAAUUGUGUAUGAUGAUCGAGACAGGAAGAAUUUGGUUUCAAUGAUUGGAAACCCUGAAGGUAUAUGGGUGCAUGCAGUCUUUGUGUCAAAGGUGGCAGGUGAAACUUUAAAGAAGCUUGCUCGAGGUGAAGAAGGAGAGUGUUGCAUCAGGUCUUUGUUAGAGGAAACAGCCUGGACUGUGUUGGUAAUUUCCUUCAUCUCUCUUACUGUCAUAGUAUCUGUCCUUGCCACAUUCUUCUUUACUCGGAAUCAACGUGUGUACCGUCAAGGCACAUACCAGCGUUCUCCAAGUAUAGAUAGUAAGAUAGUGGAAGAUCUUCCGUCCUUCACAUUUUACAGUGCUUGUUCAAGUGACUGCCGCAUGGGAGUAACUUGUGCUAUUUGUCUUGAAGACUACAGAGAUGGUGAAACUCUGAGGGUUCUUCCUUGUCGGCAUGAAUUUCACACAAACUGUGUAGACUCAUGGCUAACCAAGUGGGGGACAGUCUGCCCGGUGUGCAAGUAUGACAUGAGCCCAAACAUGGGGGACUAACCAUGUGAAGACUGUUAUUGUUGUUGCUUAAUGUUCGGGCGUGAUCGUCGAUUCAGUUUACUAUGUCAGGAUCCCGGCUUCUGUGGGUUUAUCACUUGAAGUGAUACCAGUGUUUCCUCCUCCAGUUUACCUCCGACUUCCAUAGGUUUGGAUAAGCGUGGGCAUCAUGGUGUUUGUAUUUCUACAUUUGCAGCAUCUUAUUUAUCAUGUGGAAAUAUGUAGAUGCGUGCUGCCUCAUCUUCUUAUCAUCUUUGUCCAUCCAUUCAAGUUCAUAACAAGCAUAACCUAUGUAUAGUUGCUACAAA